UACUCCGCUCUUUCCAUGGGUUUAUCAUUUAUAAGUCCCCACUCGAUCCUUUUCUUCAUACACUCAGUCAGCUGAAACAUGAUCGGCGAACAAUCUAGAUUCACUCAUACCAUUCAAGUUCCCCCCUGGGACCCACACGAAGACCACCAUACCAUCGGAAUUUCCUCGCCGGUCUUCAUUCCCGGUGGGCUCGACUCAUUUAUCGACUCCUUUUCCGCCAUUCACCGUUAUCUACCCUCGGCGGCGGAUUCCACCGCGGCGGAAGAAGCGGUGGAUGGAUUUUCCUGCGACCAUUUCCGUAUGUUCGAGUUCAAAAUCCGGAGAUGUGCACGUGGGAGAUCGCACGAUUGGACAGAGUGUCCGUACGCCCAUCCCGGCGAGAAGGCACGCCGACGAGAUCCGAGGAAGUAUCAUUACUCCGGCACGGCCUGUCCCGAGUUUCGGAAAGGAAAUUGCAAAAAAGGGGAUUCUUGCGAUCUCGCUCAUGGGAUUUUCGAGUGUUGGCUCCAUCCAGCUCGGUAUAGGACUCAGCCUUGUAAAGACGGACUGGCCUGCCGCCGCCGUGUCUGUUUUUUCGCCCAUUUGCCGGAACAGCUCCGGGUUCUGCCACAGCAGAGCCCGAGAACUCCGGUUUCGGCCGAUUCAGUAGAUGGGUCCCCUCGAAUUUCACUCGCAUUCGAUUCCUAUUUCGCCAAAGGCUCACUUGUGACCUCACCCACUUCAAUUAUAUCAAUGCCGCCGGUCUCUCCACCGUCGGAUUCUCCCCCUCUGUCGCCGAAUUGCCCCCAACUCGGCGGUGGGUCAUUCAAUUCAAUGACUAAACUGGCUUCGUCUCAUCUUAAAAUAGGGAAAUCAAAGGCAACCCCUCAUUGGGGGAUUCAAUUAGGACAAAAUCUGCUCUCUCCCUCCGGCUCUGGUUUCUACAGUCUACCGUCAACUCCGACGACCGGAAAGUACGAAUUGUGGGGGAAGAAUUACGAGGAAGAACCCGCAAUGGAGAGAGUGGAAUCAGGGAGAGACCUGAGAGCCAAAAUGUACGCAAAACUCAGCAAAGACAACUCCGUGAAAGAGGCGGCGGAUUCGACGUCGACACCCGAUGUCGGAUGGGUCUCGGAGCUAUUAAUGUCAAAUUCCUAAACUUACUCAUCGGCGGCCUGUCGGAUUACGUCUGUGAAUACAAACGUUGGUGGUGAAUUUGCGCAAUUUUCACAGUUUUUCAUGUUUUUUUUUUUUUUGGUUAAAUUACUCUGUUUUUGUUGUACAUCUGAAAAUACGAAAUUUUUAUGGCUGCCGGAGUAAGAGAAGGGCGUAGGAUGGGGGUGGGGUUUGAUUUAAUUUUGAAAUGUAAUAAUAUUUUGGGAUUUUCAGUAAAAAUGUAAAUCUUGUUGUCACCAUUAAUUACAGAUAAGGUUUGUGACAUG
Cucurbita pepo subsp. pepo (vegetable marrow) is the source of this 1421-nucleotide messenger RNA. Its product is annotated as zinc finger CCCH domain-containing protein 20. Lineage: Eukaryota; Viridiplantae; Streptophyta; Magnoliopsida; Cucurbitales; Cucurbitaceae. Gene Ontology annotation, molecular function: metal ion binding. The record is from RefSeq and is a predicted model, not a curated record.